UUGGGUAACACGCAUAUUUUGUCCUGUCCUGUUUAGGGUUAGAUUCCCAGACACCGAAGCUUCAUCCACAAAAACUGCUUAUGGCUCGUUCAAACUAUAAAGUGGGUGCCAGAGAGUGUUGUGUUGAGUUGAGUUCAGGCAGAAUGGACGUAAAAGACUACCCACUCAAGCUUUACUUCAUCCCCUACCUCGCAGCGGGUCACAUGAUCCCUCUCUGCGACAUAGCCCAAUUCUUCGCCUCACGCGGCCAUCACGUCACCGUUAUCACCACCCCUUCCAACACCCAACACCUUAAACCAUCCCAUAACUUCCGUCUCCACACCCUCCAAUUCCCUUCCCAAGAAGUAGGCCUGCACGACGGAAUCGAAAACGCGACCGCCGUCACCGAAAAAUAUAAUUCCUAUAAAAUAUACACGGCCACCAUGCUGCUCCGCCAACCCAUCGAGAGUUUCCUGGAGCAGGACCCACCGGAUUGCGUCGUCGCCGAUUUUCUAUACCCCUGGGUCCAUGACUUGGCAAACAAGCUUCGCAUCCCCAGGCUCGUUUUCAACGGAUUCUCCCUCUUUUCCAUUUGCGCCAUGGAGUCCGUCAAAACGCUCAGCAUCCAUGCCACCGGUCCCUUUGCCAUUCCCGAUUUCCCUCACCACAUCACCUUGAGCUCAUCUCCGCCCAAGAACGCACGGGAAUUCUUGGAACCCCUACUCGCGAUGGCGCUCAAAAGCGAUGGUUUCAUUAUCAACAAUUUUGUGGAGCUUGACGGGGAAGAAUACAUCAGCCACUACAAGAGAACUACUGGGCACAAGGCCUGGCACCUCGGGCCAGCGUGUCUUGCUCGCAGAACCACCUUGGAGAAAGCGGAGAGAGGGGCAAAGAGCGUGGUGAGUGUGCAGGAGUGUGUGAGUUGGCUUGACUCGAAGCAAGUGAACUCGGUGGUGUACAUAAGUUUUGGUUCCGUCUGCUAUUUCCCGGAUAAACAGCUUUUCGAGAUAGCAUGCGCUAUAGAAGCGGCGGGUUAUGGAUUCAUAUGGGUGGUUCCGGAGAAGAAAGGAAAGGAAGAGGAGAAGGAAGAAGAGAAAGAGAAAUGGCUACCGAAGGGGUUUGAGGAGAGGAAUGGAGAGAAGGGGAUUAUUAUCAGAGGCUGGGCUCCGCAGGUGCUUAUCCUGAACCAUCCCGCUGUUGGCGCGUUCCUUACGCACUGCGGGUGGAACUCCACCCUGGAGAGCGUAGCUGCUGGGGUUCCCAUGAUUACGUGGCCCGUUCACAGCGAACAGUUCUACAAUGAGAAGUUAAUAACGCGGGUGCGGGGGAUUGGGGUGGAGGUGGGCGCAGACGAGUGGAACUUCUCUGCUUUCUUCGAGAGUAAAAAGCUUGUGGACAGAGCUUGCAUAGAGAAGGCUAUGAGGAGAAUCAUGGACGGCGCUGAUGAAUCCUUGCUAAUCAGACGGCGAGCAAAAGAGUUUGGGAAAACUGCCAUACAAGCUGUUCAAGAGGGUGGUUCAUCGUACAACAAUUUAACGGCUUUGAUUGAUCAUCUCAAACGACUGAGAAACUCCAAGUUAGAGUGACUCCGUUUAAUACGAUGUUCCUCAAACUCUUCGUCAAGAAGUAUAUAUGCAUUGUAUCCCAAAUAAUUUAAAAAUACUUCUUUCCCUAUAGUUCUCCUGUGUUUUUCCUAAACAUGUUGCAAAUUCCAUUAAAUACAAUUCUUUGUUACUUAAUUACUA
Vigna unguiculata (cowpea) is the source of this 1724-nucleotide messenger RNA. RefSeq names its product UDP-glucosyl transferase 73CC6 pseudogene. NCBI's taxonomy places the organism in Eukaryota, Viridiplantae, Streptophyta, Magnoliopsida, Fabales, Fabaceae. The record is from RefSeq and is a predicted model, not a curated record.